Molecule: messenger RNA, 1733 nt
Organism: Nymphalis io (European peacock)
Lineage: Eukaryota; Metazoa; Arthropoda; Insecta; Lepidoptera; Nymphalidae
Product: gastrula zinc finger protein XlCGF49.1-like
Exons: 4
Coding region: 303-884 (193 amino acids)
Biological process (GO): regulation of transcription by RNA polymerase II
Molecular function (GO): RNA polymerase II cis-regulatory region sequence-specific DNA binding; DNA-binding transcription factor activity
Source: RefSeq, a predicted model, not a curated record
UAUACAUAGUCAGAGGUAGAUACUAGGUAAACUGUAAAUAGUACAAACUUACAAUUUAAGAUAAGGUAACCCAAGAAGCUGCAGUCACUUUGACAGUUCGUAAUUAUUGAAUUUUUUUACUUCGUGUAAACAAUAGUUUAAAUACAAUUUAAUUAUUAUUAUUUAUGUAUUAACGAUAAGUGAAACAUAAUAUAUUAUAAAUAUAUUUAUUUUUACAAUAACGAAAUUCGGAGGGUGUAAUUGCAGUAAUUUAAUGCAAGUUAAUAACAAAAAACUGGUCAAACAAGUUACAAUAUUUUAUAAUGGAAGAAAUAGCAGUACACCCAGUGGAAGAAAUUGUUAUAAAGUGCGAAGUUAUUGAAAUAUCUGAUGAGGAUGUAGAUACACAAGAACCGAAAAAGAAACGUCGUAAACGAAUCACUCCGAAGGAACCGCAGCCCUGUGAUAUUUGUGGUAAAACUUUCCAAACUGGCUAUGAGCUUAAGAAACAUAAACGAACACACACAGGCGAACGUCCAUACAUGUGUACGACUUGUGGGAAAACAUACACACAGCUCGGACAUCUAAGUAUCCAUAGUUUAUCACAUAAAGGUAUUAAAAAUUUUAAUUGCAACGAAUGCGGGUCGUCUUUUUACAGAAAAGCAGACUUGGACAGACACGAAAAGAUCCACACGGGCGAGAAACCAUUCCAGUGCGAAAUAUGUUCAAAAAGUUUCACACAGAAAAACAAUUUGGUGAUGCAUUUCAAAAUGCACAUCGGUGAUAAACCCCACAAGUGCGAAGUUUGCAGCAAAAGAUUCUUGACGAGAAGCAAAAUGAUGUUGCAUUCGAAGAAACAUGACAAAGAGAAGAAAAAGAAACACGACUUCUUGGGUCAUAUUUAAUUUUGGCGGGAAACAAGUGUCAUUGGAGCUGUCAAAUUAUAAAUUCGGAUUUUUUCGGAAAUCGUCGGCCGUUAUCGGAACGUCGUUUUCGAAUGUGCAAAACAAAUUGUUGUGUCUUAUGAAAUCAGGAGGACAUUUAACGUUACGCAUGUGCGAUACAAAUCAUAUAUAAAUACAAUAUUUAUAUAUUGGUAUUAAAUUUGAUAUCUAUGUAUCGGAGACCACAUAUAUAUUCGAAUAUCCGCAGAUAUUGGUAUAUAUUGAAUGUUCGAUAUCGUUGCAAAUGUCAAUUGUCAAACGAAGUACGCGGGAACGCGAAUAGGAUUAAAAAAUAAAUAAACAAUAUUAAAACUUUGUGCGUUGUUAUUGAGCUGAUAUACGAUUUUUUUAACAAAGGUGUAUAUCGAUAUUUUUUUGUGGAAAUAUCAAACUCGGAUAUUGAUGUUUUUAAAAAUAUCAAGUCCUAAACGCGAAUCGUAUUUAUGAAUCGAUAUUUAAAUAUUUGUAACUGUAAGAAAUCGAUUUAACCUUCUCCAUAAAUAAAAACAAAGCUUAAAAUAAAAGUCUUUAUUAACAAACAUAUUAAAAUAUAUUUUUUUUAUACUGGAUAAAACCGAACGUCAAAAACAGUAAAAUAAGUAUCGAUACACGCCAGAAAAAAAAAACUGAUAUCAUCUAGUACCGGAUUUAUUUUCAGAGUAAGGUCCUCCGGACCGAUUUCGGGCACGGCGACCAAUUUCCAAAGAGAUUAGCCAACUACUGCUGCUUGGUACCGAUAGAUGGCGCUGUAUUGUCGAGUUAUUAUUAUAUUUAUUUAUUAUCUGUAUAAAUAAAAAAAAAUUAAGUGUC